CAUCAUCUGACGCAAUUUGGGAAGGACCCCGUUAUAAACUCCAGACGUUGACUGCUGCUCCGUCCGUACACACCGAGACCAACGACGUCUUCCACUGAGCCCCUAAACCACAAGCAUGGAAGAGCUGCCUGCUCCGGUCCGUUCAUCCCCAAAUUGACCAAUCCAAGGAAACCUGAGGUGCAUUGACGUACCGCUGAAAAGAGGUAAGAGUGGCAUCUACAUCAAAAGGAGACUCCGUUGACAUAAGAGGAAGAGUAAAAUCAAUCCUCCAGCUGAAAGCAGAGCGGAGAGCUGCUGAGGGGUCUUCGCUCUGGGAGACUUGACAGUGCCUGAGACAUAUGGAUGCUCUUGAGGGGAUUCACAGAGUCCAGCUUUCCUCUUCGCCACCUGCAUCCGUGGGGAGCCCAGGGUAUAAAGUCCUGAGGGCAGGGAGAUCUGGCAUAGCCGUAUAUUCCUCUGACAGCUUCUUUGGAAAACCCAGUGUCCCGGGACAGCAAGCGGACAGACAGGCAGAGAGGGGAAGUGAAAAUGAGACGUGUGCCGUUGGAAGGUUGGUAGAUCUGGAUCCAGAUCCGGAGCCCAGAGUGGAGGGGGUUGGCCAGACUACUAAGGCCAUGCCUCAGGCUGAGGGGGGCUCCUCCACAUCUGCCAAAGAUCACGACGGCGUCUCUCGCCUGCGGAGCUCCUCCCUGGAAAUCCGAGAGAAGGGCUCCGAAAUCCUCAGGGAACAGCUGGAUGCCGCCAAGAGGGAGCUGAAGCUUAAAGACAAGGAGUGUGAGCGUCUCUCCCAGGUCAGAGAUCAGCUGGAGCGCGAGCUGGAGGAGCUGACAGCCAGUCUGUUCGAGGAGGCUCACAAGAUGGUGCGAGAAGCUAAUGUCAAACAAGCGGCAGCGGAGAAACAGCUGAAGGAGGCCCAGGGGAAGAUUGACGUUCUACAAGCAGAAGUGACGGCCCUGAAGACUCUGGUGUUGACCUCCACGCCUGCCUCACCAAACCGCCAGCUCCAUCCACAGUUGCUGUCCACAGGCACCAGGGGGUCGCACAAGGGGGGCCACACUCGCAACAAGAGUGCCAGCGGCGCCUUCCCACCUGCACCCGCAAAGCCAGAUCCGCCAUCUGUCUCCAUACAGCCAGUGGCCCGAGAGGACCGGGAGUUGGACUCCAUUAUGUAUGCAGAAUUUUUGGCGUGGAAAGAAAAUCCAAGCCUCGACCGUUCCUCUGCUUUCCUGAGUCGCAUCUAUAGGGAAGACAUUGGGCCCUGCCUCUCCUUUUCAAGAUCUGAGCUGUCCCAGUCGGUGCGAAGUGCGGUGGAGAAUAACUCUUUGACUAUCGAACCUGUGGCCAUGUCGACGUUGCCCGUGGUUAAAGCUUCGGCAAUAGAAUGCGGAGGCCCGAAUGACUUUAGGGCAGCGAUAGAAACGAAAUGUGCAUUAAGUGGUCUGUCCCGGCUCUGCCACCAUCGCAUUAAACUCGGCGACAAGGGGAGCUACUAUUACAUCUCUCCCUCUAGCCGGGCACGGAUCACCGCUGUGUGCAACUUUUUCACCUAUAUCCGCUAUAUUCAGCAGGGCCUUGUGAGACACGAUGCGGAGCAAAUGUUCUGGGAGGUGUUGCGACUCCGCAAGGAGAUGACGAUGGUCAAGCUAGGCUUCAACAUCACCGACCAGGGAUAGAAGAGGGGACCCGCCGGUCCAAGCAAGCACGCACAACACUAACAAGAACAACAUGCAAAUUCCAGAAACCUGAGACUGUUGAAGUUUAGGUUUUACUGUGGUAACACGCAGAUCCCGGGUCAGUUUUUGUAUUAGAGGAUUGCUUUCUGGGAUUUGCUAACAAUUAACAAGGGAAGCAAAAAUGCCUUUGUGUCACUUUUUGGUAACGUGAUUGGAAAAAAAUACAUUUAUACCAACUUUUCUAGAAUGAAGCAGAAAUAUAGUGGUGCCAACAAAUCUUUUUCAUAUCAAACAGAGCAAGAAGCAAGCUAACCUCACAUCCACUCUGGGGGACUUUUUACUUUUCCGUGGCUUUAUAAUCUCUGAAACCCCCGACCGGAAUAGAUGCAACUUCUCCUAAUAAGAGAUUAGAAAAGAUUCCAUGUACCUUGAGGCAGGCACGAGUCUGAGCCAAUCAAAACACUAGACAUAAGGACACACGCUAUUUUCAGGAUUUCAGGGAGAUUUCUUUUCACAUAAAAGCAUAUUCAUUAGUACCUCCGUUACUCGCCUCAGAAACACUAUAGCCAGACAUUUUCUGCAUGUUUUUUUUUAUUACUAUUUUGACCCACUCAUUGCACUAUGUAUUCUACAUACCUUGUAUGGGUUAUGGGACUAUUCUGAUUAUCCUUAAGCUUGUGUGAUUAGCCAUGUGUUGUCGAUGAAAUAUACUCCAAACCACACUCCCAAAGUAGCAAGAACGCUAACAUGAAGUUGGACUGUGGACCAUCUUUAAUGAUAUAAUUGUAAAAUGAAUGACAUUUGCAACAGUAGUUUUGCACCUCUGCAAUGCACAAUAUGUACAUUUAAGUCUUUUAAAGACUUGGCAUGAAUGCAGCGCGUAGCCACAAUAUGCAAUGCAUAGUCAUUUUACCUCAUAGUAUAGUGUUGAUAUUGGCAAAAUUCAUUGAUAUGUUUUGGCUGGUUAAAAUGAAGGAUAUCAGGUGUUACAAAGUGCAAUAAUUGCUUCUUAUCCUUAUCUAGGACUUAGAGGCGCAAUCUCAAUGUACUGAUUUCUAAAUCUAGCCCCUCUCCCAUGAUAUACACUCCAUUAAAGAAAAGGUGUUAGAGCCUGACCAUUUUACCUUUGU
This is a messenger RNA of Lampris incognitus (smalleye Pacific opah), 2803 nucleotides long. It is a transcript of the gene rab3il1, whose product is annotated as RAB3A interacting protein (rabin3)-like 1. Lineage: Eukaryota; Metazoa; Chordata; Actinopteri; Lampriformes; Lampridae. The transcript is spliced from 12 exons. Bases 339 to 1673 code for a protein of 444 amino acids. Gene Ontology annotation, biological process: exocytosis. Gene Ontology annotation, molecular function: guanyl-nucleotide exchange factor activity. Gene Ontology annotation, cellular component: Golgi to plasma membrane transport vesicle. The record is from RefSeq and is a predicted model, not a curated record.